Molecule: messenger RNA, 1068 nt
Organism: Plasmodium malariae
Lineage: Eukaryota; Apicomplexa; Aconoidasida; Haemosporida; Plasmodiidae
Product: 6-cysteine protein, putative
Exons: 1
Coding region: 1-1068 (355 amino acids)
Source: RefSeq, a predicted model, not a curated record
AUGAAUUUCACACUGGUUUCGAUUACAUCCCUUUUAGUGAGUAUAUUACAUUUAGUAAAGAAUGUCUUUUCUUUAUAUGAAAGGAAUGGAAUACCUUUAUGUUAUUCAGAAUUUUAUGAAGACAAGGAAUGUCUCGUGGGUAUUGAUUUUGGUAAGGGUGUAAACUUGUAUUGUCCAACAGAUACUUUAGAUAAUGAAAAUAAUGGUGUUGCUCGUUUUGACAAUUUAGAUAUAAAUAAUCUGAACAAAUGUUUUAAUCAAAUGAAAAAAGGAACUAAUAAUGAAGAUAGGAACGAUUUGAAAAGUAUACAAACAUUAGUACCUGACAUACUAAUAAAUAAGAGUAAUAAAGGAAGUACAUAUAAUAUGUAUAUACCUCAUACUAUACAAGAAACAUUUAUUGCAUCUUGUUAUUGUAUUGAUAGAGGGAGACAAAAGGCUCACAAAAUGAAUAUACAAUUUUCUAAGAACAGCAAAAAUCAAGUUAAAGGAUGUAAUUUCUAUUUUUCAGAAAAUGAGAGAAAAAAAUAUAAUUCGAAUUCUUUAGAAAAAAAUGUAAAUUUAAAAUAUGAAAACAAUUGUGAUAUUAAUGGUGAGGCAGAGGAUAUAAUUUCUUUUAAAUGUACAGCUAUUGAUCAAAAUAACAAUGUGAUUGUUUUACCAUCAUUAUGUUUUCAUACAGUUCUGACUGAUAAUAAUGAAGAAACACAAAUUGAAGGAUUAGUUAAUGGAGUUAAAGUAAUACCCAAACCCUUUUUUUAUCAUAAUGAUAUAAUAACAAAGAAUUUUCUGUCUUAUAUAUUUCUGCCAUCUCGUAUACAAGAUAAUACAAAAGUAAAGUGCGUCUGUACAAUUGCUGAUCAGGUAUCUGCAAAUGUUUAUGCUGGUACCCUUUCUUUAAGUUUAAUAAAGAACUUUAAUUUAUAUCCUAUCAAUAGUGCAAAUAAUGAGACAACAAACGAAAAAAUUUUGACUGAUCAUAGAAAUAACCAAGCACAAAAAGGGUCUUCCAAAAUAGGACAAUAUUCCUCCUUUUUAUUUUUUAUUUUAGUUUUAGCUAGCAUUUGA